Etheostoma cragini (Arkansas darter) is the source of this 1609-nucleotide messenger RNA. Its product is annotated as beta-1,3-galactosyl-O-glycosyl-glycoprotein beta-1,6-N-acetylglucosaminyltransferase 4-like. The record is from RefSeq and is a predicted model, not a curated record. Lineage: Eukaryota; Metazoa; Chordata; Actinopteri; Perciformes; Percidae. The coding region runs from base 277 to 1578 and encodes 433 amino acids. Gene Ontology annotation, molecular function: acetylglucosaminyltransferase activity. The transcript has 3 exons. Gene Ontology annotation, cellular component: membrane.
AAGCGCAGCGGUGUCCUCUCCUCUUCUCUUGUCACCGACACACAGACACUUAAAGCAGGCUGACAUCCAGAGCGUUUUGACCCUCUUUACGCUUAGGAUAACCAUGUGGCAAAUUAAAUCUACAACUUUUAUUGAUUGAGAGUUUGUUCAAGUUGAUAAUCCGAAUAGAUGUCGCAUCAUUUGUGCGUAAAAAGAUAAAUGUUCACUCUCCUGACAUCGGGUGUGACUUGAUGUGAAUGUUCACCAGGUGGACCAAUACCUCUGUAUAGAGCAAGAAUGAAUACACGUUCAGUACUGAGACUAACAAGAAAGCCCUUCAUCUCUUCCCUCCUGUCACUGCUGACUCUGUGUGUCCUGAUACUGGUCAGUGUGAGGUUCAGCUACAUCCCUGAGUCCUUACCUCCCCCGGCGGCUUUGGAUGACAUCCAGACAUUCCACAGAUACAAUAUUAACUGUAAGGCCAUAUACGACAUGGACCCAGUGGAGAUGGGGAAGUCGAUGAUCAUCAGAGAGAAACAAGUUGUGGUAGACAAUGAUGAAAGUCUCCUUAACCUUACCUCAAACUGCCCUUUGUUCAUCAAGUCCAGAGGUUAUGAUGACGUGUGUGUCUCAGAGGAGGAGAAAGAUUAUCCUCUUGCUUACUCGCUGGUUGUGCACAAAUCUGCAUGGAUGAUAGAGAGACUCAUCCGAACGCUGUACUCGCCCGGUAACAUCUACUGCAUCCACUAUGAUCAGAAGUCCUCGGCUCAGUUCAUCUCAGCUGUGGAGGGUCUGGCCCGCUGUUUGCCCAAUGUCUUCAUCGCGUCCAAGCGAGAAUCUGUCUUUUAUGCGAGCUUCAGUCGAUUAAAAGCUGAUCUCAACUGUCUCUCUGACCUUUUGGGGUCAGAAGUCAAGUGGAAGUACGUCGUCAACCUCUGUGGCCAAGAUUUCCCCCUCAGGUCCAACAUCGAGCUGGUGUCAGAAUUUAAGAAGUUAGAAGGAGCCAACAUGCUGGAGACAUGCCGACCCACUGACUAUAAGAGGCAGAGGUUCACCUUUCACCACGAGGUGAGGGAUGCCAACUAUGAAUAUGUGAAACUGCCGGUGAAAACAGAGCAGAGAAAGAGCCCACCGCCGCACAGCAUCGAGGUCUUCACUGGGAGCGCCUACUUUGUCUUGUCCCGGGACUUCAUUGUGCACAUGAACUCCUCGGAUGUGGUGAAAGAUUUCUUGGCCUGGUCAGAGGACACCUACUCUCCAGACGAACACUUCUGGGCUACCCUUGUGCGACUGCCAGGUGUACCUGGAGAGUUGCCCAGAUCGCAUCCCGAUGUCACCGACCUGAUGAGUCAGACCCGGCUGGUGAAGUGGCACUACCUGGAGAAGAACCUCUACCCACCCUGCUCAGGGAAACACGUCCGCAGCGUCUGCAUUUACGGUGCUGCGGAAAUGCGGUGGUUGCUCAAAUACGGCCACUGGUUCGCCAAUAAGUUCGACCCCAACGUGGACCCCAUUCUUAUCCAGUGCCUUGAGGAAAAGCUAGAGGAAAAACAAAAGAUGUUCCAAACACUGGCAUCUGAUGACUGUUUUAAGGGUUAACCUGGAGCUGUAGCACAGUAUGGAAACACAA